Messenger RNA from Pseudopipra pipra, 3052 nucleotides. RefSeq names its product glutamate rich 6 (gene ERICH6). Lineage: Eukaryota; Metazoa; Chordata; Aves; Passeriformes; Pipridae. The coding region runs from base 16 to 2079 and encodes 687 amino acids. The record is from RefSeq and is a predicted model, not a curated record. The transcript has 10 exons.
GCGGAGCGGGCGGGGAUGGCCGGGCCGGGCGAUGGGCCGGGCCGUGGGCAGGGGCAGCCCCCUCGGGAGGGUGCGGGUGGCCCGGCAGAGCCGCGCUGUGGGGCCCCCCCGGCCGCGGCCCUGCCCGCCCUCCUGGCCUACAGACGCGAGGCCUCGCGGGCACCCGCGCAGCUCCAGGCAGAGGAGGACACUGAGCCGAGAUGUGAGUACUGCGGCAGCCUCCUGAGGCCGUUCCCUUUCCCCGAGGAUGCCCCUGUCCUUGAGGAUGCCCCUGUCCUUGAGGAUGUCCCUUCCCCGGAGGAUGUCCCGUUCUCCAAGGACAUGGAAUACAGAUUCUGCUGCAAGCGCCACCGAGACCUCUACGAGUUCAUCCUGAAGGAGAGGAAGAGGCUCAAGGAUACCUGCAGCAUUCCCAGAGCUGUCAGCACCCAUGAAUACCAGGGCUCCGAAGCCCAUCAGCUGCAGUCAAAGGAGCAAGAGAACCAGAGGCACCACAAGUUCGAAUUCUCUCCAGUCCCCCCUGACUCCUCUGUCGCCGGACUGCACAAGGAGGAGACAAGGCAGCAGGAGAGCCACCUGUCUAGAGGGUCACCUGUCCUGUCUUUGGAGCCGACUGCCACUGAAGGUUCACACGAAGCUGGAACCACAUCACCCAAGGGUGAGAUGCUGAUGCCUGCUGGAAGUGUAGCCAAGACCGAGGAGGAGCCUGAGCCCAGGCCUGAGGCUGAGACUGAGCCCGAGCCUGAGCCCAAGCCUGAGGCUGAGCCCGAGCCCAAGCCUGAGGAGGAGCCCCAGCCCAAGCCCAAGCCCAAGGAGGAGCCUGAGGAAGAGCCCAAGCCUGAGGCUGAACCCAAGCCCGAGGCUGAGCCCAAGCCCGAGGCUGAGCCCGAGGCUGAGGCUGAGCCCAAGCCCAAGGCUGAGCCCGAGGCUGAGGCUGAGCCCAAGCCCGAGGCUGAGCCCAAAGAGGAGUCCAAGCCCAAGAAGGAGCCUGAGGAAGAGCCCAAGCCUGAACCCAAGAAGGAGCCUAGGCCCAGGCCUGGGCCCAAGCUUGGGCCUGAGCCUGAGUCUGAGCCCAAGAAGGAGACCACAUCCAAGCCCAAAGAGGAGCCUGGGCCCGAGCUUGGGCCCAAGCCUGAGAAGGAGCCCAAGCCUGAGCUCGAGCCCGAGGAGCCCAAGCCUGAGCUCGAGCCCGAGAAGGAGCCCAAGCCUGAGCUUGAGGAGCAGCCUAAACCCGACCUCGAGGAGCAGCUCAAACUUGAGCUCAUGGAGGAGCAGCCCAAGCUCGAGCUCAUGGAGGAGCCCAUGUCCUGCCAUGUCACCAGCUCUGGUUUCAGGCCCCUGGGGAGGAAGGUGAGGAAGAGUAAAUUGGUGCAAAAGUACUACAAACAUGGAAGGAAAUUCCUUACCCUGCUCCCAGAUGGAACCUCGCAGUUAUUCUAUCCAUCUGGAAACCUGGCCAUCAUGGUUACACGAGAGGGAGACCAGAUGAUUUGCACAGUACAGGAAGAUGAGCCGAGGACUGCCAAAAUCCGCGCACUGUUCCAGUCUGACGGCAGGAGCACGUGCUAUUACCCCAACGGAGAUGAGUGGAUAAACAUGAGUAUCCAGGGAGGGCAGUAUUUGGACCAAGCAGGCAGCAGGGUGAAAAGGUGGACAUGGCCAAACAUGUCACCAGGGCCCCACAUCCCACUGAGCCCCAUCUUCAUCUCCCUGAACCGGCACGUGGGGGUCAGGAUUCUGGCCCAGGACAAGAUCAUCAUCUCCUUCCUCGCCAUGGGGCGACAGGCAAAGUUCAACAUGGGAACCAAAGUGCAGGUCGGUGCUGCCGGGGGGCCGCCUGCCCCGGCCCGGCUGGGCAGGGACGAGCUCCUGCUGCAUGCCUUCCGGGUCAGGAUCCUGCAGCUCUUCAACAGCAUGCGGGGAUGCAUCAGCUUUCCUUCCAGUGAGCAGUGGAACAAAAUGCAGCCUCCCGCGUACGUCCUGAGCCAGGCUGCGAAGAUCCUGGAGCUCUGCACUGCCGCCGACAUCGGCGAGGAGCUGCGCAGCUCCAUCCGGGCCAUAGUAAAGGCACAGCUCUGAGCAGCACGUGUGUGGUGUGAGGCAGACGCUCCCCAGCCCCGGUACCUGCACACGCUCAGGAGGGCUCCCCUCGGCCCUGCCCUGCUGUGAGCAAAGGGCAUCCCGGGGCUCAUCCCCACAGCCCCUCGGGGGCCUCGCUCAGGGCAGGCAGCACCAGCCCACACUGAGCUCACCUUGGCAAUGGAGGCACGAGGGGGCUUUGCUCAGAUCACCACACAGGCACCACUUUGCUGCUCCUGAUGAGGUGGCACCAGCAGGAUGCCCAGGUGUCCCUGGCACCAGUGCUGCUGGCAGCUCAGCUGCGGGUACAAGACAAGGUGGUUCCCUGUGCAGAGAGAGACAAAUGACCAUGGAGUACCCAAGGCAAUCACCUACACUCGGCCCCAGGGAGCACCAGCUGCAGCCCGGGACGAGCUCUGGUUAAAGCUCUCAGCAGGCAUUUAGAGGCCCCUGGGCCACAGGGGCUGCAGCUGGCAGCCCCCCAGAGCUGCCUGGGGUUCACCUGGCCAUCUUCCCCCAGGGUGGCUACACCCAAAGAACAAGGCCAAGCCCCACGUGCCCCUCCUGGCACGCUGAGGUUCUCGGGGGGCUUACACACGACAGACACAAGCUCAGUGACCUUGGAAAGUUGGCAUUUUAUGUGGUUUUUCAAUUGCAAUUCCAAGAAUGUCCAUCAGUGACAAACAAGGUACUUCACACAGGAAAUGGGAACUCUUUUAUUUCAAUUAAUGUUUUUGGGUUCUAUUCAGGACAGCAGGAAGGCCCAGCUCAUCUUUCCAACUGCCAAGGAAGAACCGCUGGAGCUGGCCCACAUGAUUUAAGAGCAGCUGAUCUUAAUUUUCACUGAAGUCACCAAAUGAUGUAACUAAUCUGCAUGUAAUUUUGCUUAUAUAAUUCAAUAUAUAACGCACUGUUCUACUCUGUCAUAGAUUUUGAAAAAUAUACAAACCUGUUUUAACCACAUUAGAGAGAA